Messenger RNA from Helianthus annuus (common sunflower), 2726 nucleotides. RefSeq names its product disease resistance protein RUN1-like. Lineage: Eukaryota; Viridiplantae; Streptophyta; Magnoliopsida; Asterales; Asteraceae. Gene Ontology annotation, molecular function: ADP binding; protein binding. The transcript is spliced from 4 exons. Bases 81 to 2726 code for a protein of 881 amino acids. The record is from RefSeq and is a predicted model, not a curated record. Gene Ontology annotation, biological process: signal transduction; defense response.
UGUACUUAACUCAUUUCAAUUCGGUAAACAACACCAAUCUUCUCUGAACCUACACUUACUAUACCGAUUCCAAAAAAAAAAUGGAAAUGGUAUCUCCAUCUCAUUUUUUAUUUAUGUUCAUUUGUAUCUUUAUUAUAUAUAAAGUACUGGAUUAUAUAUAUAAAGUACUUCAGUUUAUAUAUAAAGUAUUGCCGUUUAUACUUCAAAAAAUUUCAUCACCCCUUAAGAAGAAUGAUCAAGUUCCAUCAUUGAAUCAAUCCACACCUGCCUCUUCUUCCCGACCUUGUAAAUAUGACGUUUUUCUUAGUUUUAGAGGAGAAGACACCCGCAAGACCUUUGUAGAUCAUUUAUACUCGGCUCUUGUAGAUCGGCAAAUCCACACUUACAAGGACGAUGUAACACUUCCCCAAGGUGAAGAAAUCAGCCCAACUCUCUUCAAGGCUAUCGAAGAAUCACGAAUUGCUGUUGUAGUUUUCUCCAAAAACUAUGCCCUUUCUUCAUGGUGUUUGGAAGAACUUGCAUAUAUUAUGAAACUUAGAGAUGAGAGGGGGUUUAUCGUUAUGCCCAUAUUUUAUGAUGUGAAUCCCUCAGAACUGAGAAAACAAAACGGGGAUACCAGAAAAGCUUUUGACAAUAAAGAGGGGAAGAAUACCACCAGAAUUGAAACAUGGAGAAAAGCACUUGUUGAUGCAAGUAUGAUUGCUGGAUGGGAUCCCAAAAACAUUGCCAACGGGCAUGAAUCAAAAGCCAUCAAAGUAAUCGUUGAUACAAUUAUCAAUAGAUUGUCCCCUUUAAAUUUUGAGGUUGACGAGCAUCUUGUUGGGAUGACGACCCGCUUGCAAGAUUUAAAGUCACGAUUAGAAAUUGGGUCACCUGGUGUGCGCAUGGUCGGAAUAUGGGGGGUUGGUGGCAGUGGUAAGACUACACUUGCAUCGUCUCUCUAUAUGGAAAGCUCUUGUUAUUUUGAUGGUCACCACAUUGUUGAGAAUAUUCGGGAGGAAUCAAACAAAUAUGGUUUAAAAAGGUUGCAAGAAAAUAUUUUAUCAGCUUUUCUGAAAGCAAAAGUAGAAGUACAUAGUAUCGUAGAAGGAAAGCACAUGAUAAAAAAUAUGUUACGUCAAAGAAAUGUGUUGAUAAUUCUUGAUGAUGUUAAUGAUGUUGACCAACUAGAGGCAUUAGCUGGAUCACAUAAAUGGUUUGGCAGUGGGAGCAGAAUAAUCAUCACAACUAGAGAUGAACAUUUGUUAAGAACCCAUAAGGUAGAUGAAGUUUGUCCUAUCCGACUAUUAUCACAUGAUGAGGCUAUCCAACUCUUUAAUAUACAUGCAUUUAAUGAAAAGGACCCUAUAGAAGAUUAUGACACACUUUCAUUACGUGUGGUUUCUUAUGCUGCUGGCCUCCCAUUGGCACUUAAAGUUUUCGGUUCUUUUAUUUACGGCAGAAAAAAGAAUGAGUGGAUAAGUGCCUUGGACAAGUUAAAAGACCUUCCGGAUCUUAAGGUCAUGGAUAUACUAAAAGUUAGUUAUGAUGGACUUGAAACAUACCAGAAAAAGUUAUUCUUGGAUAUUGCAUGUUUUUUUAGGGGAGAGAGAAAAAGUAAGGCAAUGAAGAUACUUGAAGCUUGUGAUUUUCACCCUGAAAUAGGUACAGAGGUGUUAAGGCAAAAAUCUCUCAUAACUAUUGUGGAUGGUAGGUUUGAUAUGCAUGAUCUAAUUCAAGAAAUGGGACAUUACAUUGUUCGAGGGGAACAUCCAAAUAAUCCUGAAAAACACAGUAGAGUUUGGAAACGUGAAGAAAUAAUUAACAUGUGUUUUGGGGAUGCAACAAUGGAAAAUGAAAUUAUUGAAGCGAUAGAGUUUGAUGGUUAUUCAUGUGAUCAUGAUCAGUCAUCACGAUUCUGUAAGAUCGUCUCAAACAUGAAGAAACUAAGGUGGCUUAAUGUGGGGAUGGGUGUGGGCGAGUAUGAAGGCCCUAAUUUUCUUUCAAAUGAGUUGCAAUAUAUUAAAUGGCACGGGUAUCCUGCAAGUUCAUUCCCAAAAAGUUUCCAACCAAUGAAGCUUGUUGUUUUAAAAUUGCAGGGGAGCAUGCAAACAGAAGUUUGGGAGGGUUGCAAGCAUCUACCACAUUUGAAAGUGCUUCAACUCCGUCAUAUGAAGAAGCUACUCAGCACACCAGAUUUUCAUGGACUCCCGUGCCUUCAAAAGCUGACACUUUUUUGUUGUUAUGAGCUAGAGGAGAUUCACCCAUCACUUGAAAAACUUACAAGUCUUGAAUACUUAAAAGUAUCAGAUUGUCCCAAGCUUAGAAUGUUUCCAACAAUCGUUCAUAUGGAGAACCUCAAGAAACUAGGAAUAGAAGCUUGUUGUUUGGAAGAUGGAGAAAUCCCUUCUGGUAUUGGUGAGUUAUCAAACUUAAAAGAGCUAAAUCUAAGCUGGAAUGAUUUUUCAAAAUUAAGUUUCAGCCUCUCGCAACUUACUCGACUUAAAGUCCUCAACCUAUUAGGUUGCAAAAAGCUUCUUGAACUGCCCAAGCUCCCAUCAAACUUAGCUAUUCUCCUAGCAGACGGUUGCAACUCACUUACAACCGUUGGAGAUUGUCAUCAAAAUUGUAAAUGGUUAUGUCAAGUGUCACUUAGGGGAGGGGGUAUCAUAAACGAUGGUGGCAGGUUACUACAAUCCAUGCUUGAGGUAUUCAAGGCACUCUCUCUACUUUUUAAUAUCAAUUAA